Messenger RNA from Pelobates cultripes (western spadefoot toad), 594 nucleotides. Lineage: Eukaryota; Metazoa; Chordata; Amphibia; Anura; Pelobatidae. The record is from the annotation of a GenBank genome assembly.
AUGGCGGACACGCCAGGCAAAGCAGCACUGGGCCAGACAAUACCGCAACUGGAUAAAACAGACCCCAGGGAUCAUGCUACAGACACCCUGGGAGUUAUAUUUGACAAAUUCUGGUCCAAGCUGACUGAACGCGCCAAAUUGGCACAAGCCACAGGGGAACCGGACAGAGCAGAACCAGGGCACAACGAAACACGACCUCAGCAGCCUCCUAGGGGCAGACAGCCAGGCCGCAUCAACCUGACAGCAAAACCGACACUAUAUAAAACCCACCGCCGGAGAAAGAGGGCUGCAGCUGGACGCCCUACCAACAGCCGCAGUGCAGAAAGGACCUACAUCAUACCAACGCCUGGUGGUAAAUACCUGGGAAAAACACAGAGACCACCCGUGGGCCGACCCUCGAGAGACCCAAGGAGCAGAACUGCCUUACCCAACCAGGGUGCCACUACCUUGCGGGUGGAGAUCGCGCUGGUCAAUGCGGGGGCGCCAGCUGCCACACAGGCCCGGGAUGCGAGACAUAGAAUGACCCAUGACGCUGAGGCUCACUGGGACAGUUCUGCUGGAGCCCAGCUCUUGCCGACUGAGGGAGUCGGUUGA